GGGCGGGGCCUGCAGCGGUCAGGUGACCGCGCGGCGGGCCGAGUCUUCUGUGGGGAUCCUGCAGGAGGCAGAGGCGCUGAGUUGCCGACUGGGCUGACCAGGUCUGUUAGGGCAGCGCGGCCGCGGCCAUGAGGGGCUUGAAAGACGAACUGCUCAAAGCCAUUUGGCACGCCUUCACCGCGCUCGACCUGGACCGCAGCGGCAAGGUCUCCAAGUCGCAACUCAAGGUCCUUUCCCAUAACCUGUGCACGGUGCUGAAGGUUCCACAUGACCCGGUUGCCCUUGAGGAGCACUUUAGGGAUGACGAUGAGGGGCCUGUCUCCAAUCAGGGCUACAUGCCAUAUUUAAACAAGUUCAUUUUGGAAAAGGUCCAAGACAACUUUGACAAGAUUGAAUUCAAUAGAAUGUGUUGGACACUUUGUGUCAAGAAAAACCUCACAAAGAGUCCUCUACUCAUUACAGAAGAUGAUGCAUUUAAAGUGUGGGUCAUUUUCAACUUUUUGUCAGAGGACAAGUAUCCACUAAUUAUUGUGCCAGAAGAGAUUGAAUACCUGCUUAAGAAGCUUACAGAAGCUAUGGGAGGAGGUUGGCAACAAGAACAAUUUGAACAUUACAAAAUAAACUUUGAUGACAAUAAAGAUGGCCUUUCUGCAUGGGAACUUAUUGAGCUAAUUGGGAAUGGACAGUUUAGCAAGGGCAUGGACCGUCAGACCGUAUCUAUGGCCAUUAACGAAGUCUUCAAUGAGCUUAUUUUAGAUGUAUUGAAGCAGGGUUACAUGAUGAAGAAAGGUCACAAACGGAAAAACUGGACUGAGCGCUGGUUUGUAUUAAAACCCAACAUAAUUUCCUACUAUGUGAGCGAGGAUCUGAAAGAUAAGAAAGGAGACAUCCUGCUGGAUGAAAACUGCUGUGUGGAGCAUUUAGGAGGCUGGGGCUGAAGGGUCGUGAAUUCAAGAUCCUCCUAGUCUACGUUGUGAGACCCUGUCUCCAUAAACAAAAUGGUAGUUUCCUGCUGAUGGACUACACUUCCCAGCUUCCUUGGAACUAUGGAAGUCAUUUCCACCUCAACAAGAGGCCACAUCCUAUCUUCCUCUGAACAUUUUGGCAUCCACAUAUGUGGGUGACAGAGAUGCCACCUUGCCAUGAAUAAGCAUGGUCCCACCUAAGUCUCUGCCUGACAAAGAUGGAAAGAAAUGUCUUUUUCUAAUAAAAUGCUUUGAUAAGACCUUUGAAAUCAGUGCCUCAGAUAAGAAGAAGAAACAAGAAUGGAUUCAGGCCAUUUACUCCACCAUCCAUCUGUUGAAGCUGGGCAGCCCCCCACCACACAAGGAAGCCCGCCAGCGUCGGAAAGAGCUCCGAAGGAAGCUGCUAGCCGAGCAGGAGGAGCUGGAGCGGCAGAUGAAGGAACUCCAAGCCGCCAAUGAAAACAAGCAACAGGAGCUGGAAAGCGUGAGGAAGAAACUGGAGGAAGCAGCCUCUCGUGCGGCAGACGAGGAAAAGAAACGCUUGCAGACUCAGGUGGAGCUACAGACCAGGUUCAGCACGGAGCUGGAGCGGGAGAAGCUGAUCAGACAGCAGAUGGAGGAGCAGGUUGCCCAGAAGUCCUCCGAACUGGAGCAGUAUCUGCAGCGAGUUCGGGAGCUGGAAGACAUGUACCUAAAGCUGCAGGAGGCUCUUGAGGACGAGAGGCAGGCCCGGCAGGAUGAAGAGACUGUGCGCAAGCUUCAGGCCAGGUUGCUGGAGGAAGAGUCUUCUAAGAGGGCAGAGCUGGAAAAGUGGCACCUGGAGCAGCAGCAGGCCAUUCAGACAACAGAGGCGGAGAAGCAGGAGCUGGAACAGCAGCGUGUCAUGAAGGAGCAGGCAUUGCAGGAGGCCAUGGCACAGCUGGAACAGUUGGAGUUGGAGCGGAAGCAGGCCCUGGAGCAGUAUGAGGGAGUUAAAAAGAAGCUAGAGAUGGCAACACAUAUGACCAAGAGCUGGAAGGACAAAGUGGCCCAUCAUGAGGGAUUAAUACGAUUGAUAGAACCAGGUUCCAAGAACCCUCAUCUGAUCACCAACUGGGGACCCGCAGCGUUCACCCAGGCAGAGCUCGAGGAGAGAGAGAAGAGCUGGAAAGAGAAGAAGACCACAGAGUGACGGCCGUCCCAGCGGUCACCCAGUCAGUCACAUCAGUGAGGAGUCAAGAGCUUCAUACCUGGGACAAGAACAUUGGCUUUGCUGCUUCUAAGUCUCCCCUCAGGGCUCCAGCAGGGUCCUGUGCUGAGGACGCCAUGUUUACCUUCUAGAGAUGUCUCAGCUCUCCUGGCGAGAACAUAGGCACAGGUGUGGCUGGAGCCACCUCACUGUUGUCUUCUGCAGCCCUUGCAGCCCCUGGUCUCAGCCCCGCCUUGGAUGGGAGGUCAGCUGUCUCCUCCCCUCCGGCAGCGCAUUCCCUUGGCCGAUUGCCUGGUCUGUUGGCCUCUUUGAGUCAGGUGUCAUGGCAAGCCUCCGCUGUUGGUGCUCUGAUGGACAAGUCACUAGUCACUGCCCUUGUGGAUGGAAUCUGGUUGGUGACUCUUCCCAGCUUCAGCUAAGAUACUUCCCUCCCUGACCACCACACACAUGGCAUGCUUCGUUUGCAUUUUCUUUCUCCUCACCUCAAAGCAAGACUUAUCCUGGCCCAGCGGCUCAACUUAGUUCUUUGGGUGUUCUGUCCCCAGCUGCUAGUCUGUUGAAAUCAAUGGUGAUUGGAUAGUUUGGGGGGUUACAUGGGCACAGUGGAAGCUGACAGAAUGUGGACUGGUAAGAUGUAAAGUGUCACAGGAUGAUGGCCAGCCUUGUGGCUUUCACUAGAACUAUGUCUCUCUGCUUUUCCCUCCGAGGAUGACACAGAUUGUGGUUUGUAUGCUUCUUGUUUGAGGAAUGAUUUCAGCCCUAAUCUGGUCUGAGACGGAGAUGAGUGGUUGGAAAGUAAGCCUUACCACACUAGUUGGAAUCUGUAACCAGCAGUAACUCCAUGCACAGCCAAGAAGCUUUACAUUAUAAACAGGAAGGUGACCCAUGUGGCACAGAAGAGGUGGGACUCAGUAGAGAGCAGGGACCCCCACGGGCCUGGUCCAGCCUUGCCUCAGAGCAGGAAGGAGGCCAUUCCAGACAUGUGCAAGUCUACAGAUAGAUCCCAGCAGUCCUGGCAUCUACAUAAGGACUGGAUAGAGUUCCAUUAAUCUCUGCCUUUUAUGACUGGAAAACAUUUGCCAAUGGAAGUCUUACCAAUUUUUCUUAAGAUUUUGGGCUGCUUAAUAAAAGUAAUUUUAUUUAAUGUUUAUAGUUGCCUUCAUACAGUUUAGAUUUGUGUGCAAAGUAUCACUGUGUCACGAACCUUCUUAGUGGAUAACUUGGGUGUAGGUUUGGACCUGGCCAUUCACUCACCAUGUUUCCUUGUCAGUGCAGCCGGGAAUCAGACCAAGGGGACCAGGGUCUCCCCUGUGUCUUGAUGAUGUCUCCUAGAGACCUCAGUGUCCUUGGAGAGAAAAGAAAAAGAAACUCCAAGAAGGUACUGGCCGGUGUGAAAUGUCUGGACGGAAGCAAGGGCCUGGGGGUCCAGGGGAGACUGGGGUAAAGGGAUCGCCCGGGCCGGGCUGACAGAACCUCCCUCCUUAAACCUGGACUGUCUUACAGCACAGCCAGAGGCAUGGCCCGCAGCUGCCACGGCCCUCCUUGUCUGGUCUCAAGCCUGAAUACUGCAUGCUCCCUUUGUAUGGGCUGUGCAGAAGGCGUCUGCAGUCUGUAGUGUUUGUUUCUGCUUGCCUCACCGGCUUCAGUAGCACUGUGGCUGGGAAGUGAAAGUCCUUUGUAGACAGUGGAUGAGAAGACCGCACAGAUGUGAACUGUGUGACUCCCCUUUAGGCCAAUGCGCUGAUACUUGUGGGUCUCUCCUGAUACUCAAGGUGGUUUCAGCUAAGUGUCUAUAGACCGUGCCUCAUCUCUGUAAUAACUACAGGAAACGUUGGGAGUGUCUGUCUGUGUGUUCACUGUAAUCAGCCCUUUCCUCCAACGAGAGAUGAGAUUAUUUGCAGGAAUUAUGAAUGAAAAGCAUUUGAAAAUGUUUUGGGAUCUACUAUAUUGAGAAUGAACAAAAUAUUUAUAAUUUUAAAACAUUUUUAUCUACACAUACAAUGUAAUAUGCUCUACUUCUUGUUUUUUUUUUGUUUUGUUUUUUUGCUAAUUUUUCUAAGGUAUUAAAAUGUUUUCUAUGGGAUUUUUGGUUUCUAUUUUUUUAGUAAAGUGGACUCAAUAACAAAAUUAAACAUACCAGAAUUUCAUA
Mus musculus (house mouse) is the source of this 4303-nucleotide messenger RNA. It is a transcript of the gene Swap70, whose product is annotated as SWA-70 protein. Bases 1153 to 2136 code for a protein of 327 amino acids. NCBI's taxonomy places the organism in Eukaryota, Metazoa, Chordata, Mammalia, Rodentia, Muridae. The transcript has 13 exons. The record is from RefSeq and is a predicted model, not a curated record. Gene Ontology annotation, cellular component: cytoskeleton; cytoplasm; actin cytoskeleton.